Phaedon cochleariae (mustard beetle) is the source of this 3354-nucleotide messenger RNA. The record is from the annotation of a GenBank genome assembly. NCBI's taxonomy places the organism in Eukaryota, Metazoa, Arthropoda, Insecta, Coleoptera, Chrysomelidae.
GACACACCCCCUCCUCAAACAUGACUGGCAACGGACCCACCACCACCUCCUCAAUCCCCGACUCCAACCAUGGGGCCUCCACCUCAACCUCAACCUCAACCCCUGGCUGCAAGGGCCACCGCCGACAAGAGUCCAUGUACACGAUGACCGGCCUCUACGCGGAGGCCAUCCCCGAGCAGGCGGAGAUAGCCGAGACGAAGUGCUCGACGAACUUCUGCCACGACACGAUCAUCAAGUGCCACAGUCGGAACCCCUCGGCCAGCUUCGAUAGGGACAAAGCCGCGCAUGCGACGACGACGACGACGUACGGGGAAGCGCCUGUGAUAUUGAAGGAUGCGAAGGAAUGCGGCAUUUUUAGGUGCCGGCCUUCCUUCAUUCAAAAGUAUGCUGGAAUUAAGUUCUUCGUUCUACUCCUGUCAUUCCUUGUUACCCUUCAACAAGCACUAAGCUCUGGAUACAUCAAUUCUGUGAUAACAACAAUCGAAAAGCGAUUCGAGAUUCCAUCGAGCCUAUCCGGACUCGUGGCGUCAUCUUAUGAAAUAGGAAAUGUAAUAACAGUUAUAUUUGUAAGCUAUCUCGGCAGCAGGCGACACAUACCAGUGUGGAUAGGCAUCGGAGCUGUCAUAAUGGGUGUUGGUUCCCUUAUUUUCAUGGUACCACAUUUCAUCGCAGAAGACAACAAAGGUAUCGCGGUGGCUAACACCACCGAUGAGAACAUGUGUCGAAUAGUGUCUGUGCACGAGCAGGAUAUGGGCUUGGGGAGAUUGUCUUCGGGCCUGUCGUCUCCUCCCCUGGCGCCGAACAACAUUCGGGGGGACAACUGUAUUCAGGGCGGCCCUUCGACUACUGGACCAGUAUUGCUCUUCGUUCUCGCACAAUUAUUGUUAGGUUGCGGUGGAUCGCCGCUUUUCACUCUCGGCACCACUUACAUAGAUGACCACGUUAGGCCUGAGAGUUCGUCAAUUUAUAUAGGCUGUAUGUACAGUAUGGCAGCUUUUGGUCCAGUCCUGGGUUUCUUGCUGGGAGCCUACCUCUUAUCGUUCCAUAUGGACUCAUUCACUCACAUCAUAUCAAUAGAAUCGGGCGACAGCCGAUGGGUCGGCAUGUGGUGGGGCGGCUUCCUGCUCUGCGGCCUGCUGCUCAUCGUCGUCUCGGUGCCGUUCUUCUCCUUCCCCAAGGUGCUCCUGCACGAGAAGGAGAAGAUCAGGCUGAUGGAGAAGGCGGCGGCGGCGAGCGGUGCUCAGGCCGGCCCUGUCACCAAGCCGACUAGCGCCUUCACGAAGGACGAGACUGCUUACGGGAGAGACAUCAAGGAUAUUCCCAAAUCAAUGUGGAGACUAGCCAGUAAUCCAAUAUACAUUGUGACUUGUCUUGGUGCCUGCAUGGAAUUGAUAAUAGUGUCGGGUUUUGUUGUAUUUUUGCCCAAAUAUCUGGAAACUCAGUUCAGUUUGGGGAAAAGUCAAGCAAGUGUUUUCACUGGGUCCAUCGCAAUCCCUGGCGCGUGCAUCGGCAUCUUCAUGGGCGGCGUGGUCCUCAAGAAGAUGGAGCUGCGCCCCAAGGGGGCCGUGCAGUUCGUCCUGAUCUCCAACGCCGUCUGCCUCCUCUGCUACGGCCUCCUUUUCUUUCUCGGCUGCGACAACCUGAAGAUGGCCGGCACGACCAUCCCCUACUUCAACAGCACGCAGCCGUUCCAGGUGAACCUGACCUCGUCGUGCAACUUCGGCUGCGAGUGCAGCAUGAACGACGUGGAGCCGGUGUGCGGCAACAACGGGCUAACGUAUUUCAGUCCGUGCCAUGCCGGGUGCACUUCGAUUCUCAGUUCUAACUACACCAAUUGUGCCUGCAUACAUGGAAACAUGACAGUGAAAGAUGGAGUAUCAUCUCCCCUGAGUAUCGCCUCCCAAGUUGAAAGUACAUACUUGGAGGUAACCGUAGUGCCUGUAGCAACUGCAGGUCCAUGUAAUUCAUCUUGUCAUACCAUAUACCCGUUUUUGAUAUUAUUAUUUUGUAUGACGUUCAUAGUGGCUAUAACCCAGAUGCCUCUGCUCAUGAUAGUGUUAAGGUCCGUGAACGAGGAGGAGCGAUCGUUCGCGCUCGGCAUGCAGUUCGUCAUCUUCCGGCUAUUCGGCUACAUCCCGGCGCCGAUCCUCUUCGGCAACCUCAUCGACUCGACGUGCCUGCUGUGGAAAAGCGCAUGCGGCUCCGAAAGGGGCGGCCGCUGCCUGCUCUACGACAUCGAGCAGUUCCGGUACCGGUACGUCGGCCUGUGCGCCGGCAUCAAGACGCUCGCCGUCGGCAUCUUUUUGGUCGACUGGUGGCUGGUGGGACGCCGUGGGCAGCUGGACGACGACAAGGGGAUCACGGCGAACGAGAUCGUGGGGUCAAUCAUCAGCUUGGAUAAGUUGUUUGAAGAAAAACCCCAUGAUGGUGGUCGCCAUACUAGAAACCCAAGUUCCGUUAGUGCCUAUGAAACCCCGCGAUCUCCGAAAGCUUCUGAGCUCCGAAGUGCUUCUGAGAGCCAGACAAAUGCCGAGAAGGAUGGCGUUUCCGACGAAUUUGCUGGUCAGAUCGGACCAGAGUUGAUAGACGAAGCUCUAUCUGUAUCAACAGUAGAUCAAGAUCAUGCAAAUCUUAAAAGACGUCACUUGUAGACGACAAGAAGAAUGCACCACUUAAACUCCCUGAAUACUCGCACACUGAGUUAUCUCGGAAAAUUAUAGAGUUAUAUUUUUCCUCACAUCUAUAUAGUGAUAUUAAUUAGUUUUGUAGGUUAUAUGAUAUUUUGAUAUUUACGUAUUUGCCCGUUGGAAAUUUUAUUUUUACAUCCGAAUUAUGUUACUUCUGAUUUCAAAAUGAUACACAAUUAGCUUUAGUUGGAAGGAUGCCUGAACAAAUUUUCAUCAUCAUUGGUCAUUACUUUUGAAUCAUUUCAAAAUCGUUCAAGGUUUUGCUGCAUGCUCUUCAAAAAUAGAAUACAGUGUAAUCGUUCUUUUUGAAUUCUAAUUGACAAAGACACAAAUGUUACAACAAACCUAAUAUCAAUUUGAAAUUGUGAGUAAUAAAAAUUCAAUAAUCAUUGAUCAAAUCCUCUUAGGCUUCCAAACUAUAUUUAUAUUUAUAAAUACAGUGAACAAGGUUUUAAUUCUGAUCUCUAGGUAAUUUAUUAUCCGACUGUUAUUAUCGUCCGGCGAAAAUUAUAUGUUUCCAAUAUCUAUUAUAAGUUCUGAAGGGGCUACCCUACUGUGAGUAGUUCUCCGAGAAAAUAAUAAUGAUCCCUGGCUUUUUAGAAUACUUUUCAGACCUCGAAUAUAACAGAUGAUUUCAAUCUAGAAUGCUUGGAAGCAGGUUUCCACC